AUGAGCGCACUCACCAGCUUCGAUGCCCUUCACGAGCCCCAAUCCGAAGACCCGCCCGAGAACGUGCUCUCAAAGAUAUUCCAACGAGUCAAAUCCACCCUCUCCACCUCCCAUACCGCACCCACACCCACACCACCAACUUCAACAGCAACAACCACAGGAGUCUUCCCCUCCUCUUCCUCCUCUGACCGCGUCAACACCACAAGCGCUUCCUCGUCUUCGACAUCCCUCCACGCUGGUAGUACUGCUGACGCACACCUGACUACCAUCCUCAACAGCGCAGGCGGCAAUAGUAACAGCAACAAUGGCAUUAGUCAAUUGGCUACUGUUGGUCAGUCGGACCAGUAUUUGAGUCGAAUUCAUGAUAAGGCGUCUAGUACGACUUCGUCGUCUACGUCUACGACGGGAACCUCGGAGACUGGAUCGUGGGUCGUCACCUCCGACAGCGCUACAAGCAGCAACAAUAACAGCAAUAACAAUGGGGGCACCAAAACAACACUUCCAAACAGCAGCAACAACAACACGGGAGCGCGACAUGGGGUCUUGAGUACAGUCGACAAUAGCAUGGACAAGGCCAGUGUGGUACGGCGGAGUUACCCCGCCACCACCUCAUCAACAGCUCCCAAGAGGGCGUCGUCGCUGUUCAAAGUGAGCACCCUCGAUCACAGCAUUGUCCAGUCCGACGAUACUGCCCCGCUCUCUUCCUUGGCUCCCCCUGUAAUGUCAUUCAGUCCUGCUUUUGGAGGCCCAUCCGAGUCUGUGGGGGCUGUGAUGAAUCGGCCCAUUGAUAGAGACAACUCAACGACGCGCGACUACAUCCACCAAACGCUUGGUGCCAAGGAUGCUUCCUAUGACUCGGAUGCCCGCUCAAUCAGGAGUUUCAGUUCUGGGCACCAUAAGGGCAACUCGCUAACAAAAGUCAUCCGUCGGCUUCGAGGAGAGGGUGUGAACAAGGAUUACUGGAUGGCAGACGAAAAUGCAAAGGAGUGCUUUGGUUGCAGCGCUUCCUUUUUCGUCUUUCGCAGGAAGCACCAUUGCCGCAUCUGUGGGCACAUCUUUUGCUCAAAGUGCGCGAACAAGAUUAUACCCGGAGCCAAGCUUGGAUACGAGGGUUAUUUACGAGUGUGCAAUUAUUGUCUAGACAUCAUGCAGCAGUACGAGCAGCCGGAGAACGGUCCAAGCGAUUAUACCCCAGGAUCAUCAUGGCCUACACCCAUACCCCCCAACAUCCACGGACACUUUUCCCAACAGCUCCCCAUGUCACCCAGCACCAACACGAACCAGCAAGCAGACGGCACCCCUCUAGACGGGAUCAGGAAGUUUCUUCACGCAGGCUCAAACUUGUUUCUAGCCCGGUCUCGCUCUAAUACCACCACUGGCGACCAGAUCGAUGGGAACAUAGCACCUUUUCGGAGGUCUUUAGCCCUGGAGGAUGGCCAUAUGAACGAUUCUGUCCUGGAUCCAGAGAUUGCGCCCUUUAUGGGCGAGGAAGACGAUGAUGAUGGUGAUGAUCUUUGGCCAUCAAAUUCACCAAACCCGAUGGGGUUCCUGUCUCUGCAUGGACCUCACAACGACCCGAGCAGCGACGAUGACUUUUCGGACUAUGGCCCCAGGGACAAGACUACGCCGCUGCGAGCGCCGCGAGCCGAAGAUAUUCGCGACAUGUUUGCCAAGGAUCGUUCGCCUAUUAAUCGCAGGAUCAGUAUCAAGGGCAACAGGCCAAACAGGAACCUAAGCUUGAGUCUCAAGACCCGCGGCCUGCUGAGACCAGAUGGGGUAGAAUCUGCUAGGUCGCCCAUGGAUAUUAGGCCCAGCUCACCGUUCUUGACCUCAGGUUCUCAGUCUUUGAUGCAUACAAACCGACACUCCAGAGCAGCGUCCAUGGUGACCAGUGCCGUGGAACUCAACAGCGCAUCCUUGCAGCACAUGCGGCGCCUCUUGCGACAGCUUUUGACGCGGUUCGAGAUCGACAGCGCCGAUGGUUGGGAGGAUGUGAUCAUGAAGCUGGUGCUCAAGGUUUCAAACAGCAUUCAGAUCCUCGGAAUCAUGGACGUGAUGCAGGUAGUCAAGAUCAAGAAAAUCCCCGGCGGCACGGCUCAGGACACUCUUUAUAUCGACGGUGUUGUCUGCACCAAGAACCUGGCCCACAAGCAGAUGAGUCGCACGCUUCAGAACCCGCGGAUCCUGAUCCUGAAGUUUGCCCUCGAGUACCAACGCAUCGAGAACCACUUUAUAUCACUGGAGCCGAUUGUCAAACAGGAGAAAGAGUACCUGCAGCACCUUGUCGCCCGCAUUGUUGCUCUGUCCCCGCAUGUUGUUAUUGUCGAGAAGACGGUCUCUCGACUUGCCUUAGAGCUUCUGCUGACUCACAAUGUCGCCGUGGCCUACAACGUCAAGCCUGAAGUGACGGAGGCGAUCGCUCAUUCGACCGGUGCGGACAUCAUCCUUUCGUUCGACAAGCUGGGCAAAGAGCCACGACUGGGCACAUGCGGUACCUUUGAGGUCAAGACCUUCGUUCACGAGCUGAUCCCCAACAAGAGAAAGAGCUACAUGUUCUUCCAGGACUGUCCAGGCAACCUGUUCUGCUCUUUGGUCCUUCGUGGUGGGUGUUUGGAGACACUCAACAGGAUCAAGAAAGUCGUGCGGUUGAUGGUCUGGGUUUCCUACCAUCUCAAGCUGGAGACGUCUUUGAUGAGUGACCAGUUCGCCAUGACCUCUGCCAUGCGAGAUUCGCAAAUGGCGGACGAGGAGAAAGUCGACAUUUCACCUGAUCUGGACAUCAGCCGACUACAGGAGUAUCUCAUCCCUUACAAGAAGACCAUCCUUUCAGCAUCGCCCUUUGUCCGCUUCAACCCACCCUUCCUUCUGGUGCAGAUGAUUGACGAUGCAGAGAAGCUGAAGAAGAUCGAGCAGUCGGCAACGCCCUCGUCCUUGCGCGAGAUCGGGAACGCCAAAAUCACCUUCGCGACAUCGAGCGCUACCGCCAUUGUCACAAAGUCAACAGGACGAUCUCAGGACAGCGGAUUCGUCGAGGGUGCAUACAUCGACAUUUCUAACGAUUUCCAGUCAAAGAGCAAGGCCUGGGAGGACUUUUUGAGCACCAACAUCGGGCCGCCCCACAUUGCUCCAUUCGCCUAUCAAAACUUGACAUGUCUUUUCUCGAACGUCUGCACGGUCACCAAGGCAACAUGCGAUGGUCCAAUUAUCCGCCUCAUCCAGUACUACGUCCUCGACUCGGACGUGACCUUGGCGAACUACCUGGAGCAGAUCUGUUGGGAGGCCAAUUAUAUUUGCCCUUCAUCAUCUUGCGACCGACCCUUGCGCGACCACCAACGGAUCUAUGCUCACGGAGAUGCCAAGGUGGUGGUAACCAUCGAGCAGUGGGACUCUUUGACGGCGUUGAAGAAGGACUCGAUUAUGAUGUGGAGCCGGUGCAAGGUCUGCAACGUGGAGACGCCUCAGGUCUAUAUCUCGGACGACACCAAAAACUACUCUUUCGGAAAGUUCCUCGAGUUGAUCUUUUACCAGACCAACCUCACCUGCCGAGCCAACUUUUGCCCACACGACAUCAACCGCAACCAUGUCCGGUACUUUGGCGUCGACACCCAGCUGGUUAGGAUUGAGCGAAUCCCGAUUCGCCUGUACGACAUUAACUUCCCACCUAUGCUGGUCCGGUGCAAGCCCGAGUUCUCUGCCCGGACCAAGAACCAGGAAUUAGAUUUGGUGCGCUCGCUCAUCACACGAUACUGGGACUCUGUUAUGGAGCGGAUCAAGAACUGUAUUUUCGACGUUGUCCACCCGUCCAAGAUCGAGGCUGCCAAGCAGGAACUGUUGGAGAUGUCGCGUAAUGUUGUGGUGGAGAAGAAGGCGAUCCUGCAGCUGCUCCAGCAGACCUAUCUUAACAGUGCCCCCACGGAUACCUUGGCGCUGAAUAUGGUGCGGAUCAAACUCUACGAGAAAGCAGUUGGAUGGAACAAGACCUUUGGAGACUUUGCUAGGGAGUACUUCAACCCAGACCGUGAUUUCAGGAGGAGGACCUCACAGCUCCGCCGGUUGUUUGACGAGAAGGAGUUCCCUGUGGCGUCGGAUCGUGCUCACCAUGCGGGACUGAUGAAUGACUUGCCAAUGACUUUGGACUUUGAGGGCAAUAUCGAGUCGCCUUAUGAGGACUCGUACGACUUUACGCCAUCAGAUCUGCCAUACCUCGGAAGCUCCCCCACUUUGGAUAUCGCCAAGCCCAAGGUCGAACAGGGCGAUGUCGCAGCUCUUGAGAAUGCCAUCCAGACAGCUACUUCCCAGAUUGCGUUCCCCUUCAUGGAGCCCAAGGUCACUCGUAGGCUGUCGAUGAACCUGAUGCAAGAGUUUAGGCCCAAGCUCACCCAGACCUUGACGUCCGAGUCCAUUUUGACUGUCACUGACGAAGAUUUGAACGAGAAGACCAAGCCCAAGGAGUCUCCAAUGCCACCCGUCAUUCCAAGGAUCCCCCUCCCUGCUUCACGCCAAACAACCAGAGUUUCGAGUCGACUGUCAAUGGUCUCCCUGCCUACGUUUGAUCCAAUGAGUCUUAUGCACCCGGACCGGAAGGACAUGCAGAACCCACGCUCAGGAGUUGCGGGAUCCACGGGAGUCGUCUCGAUCUUGCCAGUACACUCUGGACAGGCAUCGCCGCACGGUGCCAUGAGGAACCUGGGAGAGCGAAUGAUUAUUCCCCUGGCAAGGACACCAACGAGCGAACGACCAGGCGCAAUUUCAAGUUCACCGUCGACAUCUGGCAAGAAUCCGUUCUUUUUCAAUAAGCCACGCGCUCGUCGACCCUCAGACAUGCCCUCGUCAGGAUCUAGUUCGACCACCACCAGUGCAGUGUCGACAUUGGCAGCGCAUGAGAGAGGCUAUCCUUCUACCAACAAUCUUUCAUCAGCAACAUCCCUCAGCAACCGUCGUUCCCUCUACCUUGCCCGAGCGCAAGGAGGCGGUAUUCCUAUUCCAACAACCAAUCCAUCAUCAAGUGACCCUCCUGGUCGACACGUCAUAGGAAACCGACACCGCGCUCAGACUCAGCCUACGGCAGGACCCAAUGGCAAUGCUCGAGGACGCUAUGUCAAUCCACUCUCGAACCGCAUCCAGCGUCCCUUGGAGACGAAGCUGCCAGCGAUCGAGGUGUUCUCUAGUGUCAACGAGGCGACUAAGGAAGAGUCGGAUGAUGACGAGGAUUAUCAGUCGGAGGGUGAAGGAGACGAGCCUUAUCAGCCAAGGAGAGGAUACACUUUCUCGCUUAUCCAGACUGAUGCAAUGGACGAGGCGUUAGGAAGCGAGGAUCCUUCAACCAUGGAGGCGACUGCGAGCAUGAGGAACACUAAUGGUGCUGGUGGUGCAGGACCUGGUCAAGGAUCGGGUAACGGCGAUGACUUUUUCAUCGAUCCGAUCAUGAUGAUGUUUCUUGGAGACGACGACUAUACUGAGGACCAGCAACAGCAACACCAGCAGAAACAACAGGCGUCGAGCACGACAGGAGGGGCUACAACAAACGCUCGCAACCAUAAUGCUUCGUCAUCGACCGUUGGAUCGCCGCCUACUAAGUCUUCUUCGGUGAACAUGAGUGUCACAGGCACACUGACUGCCGCUCUAGCUGCGGCCUCCAAGCUGCAGCAGCUGAGUGAGGUUGCCGAGGGUGUUGAGCGUGGAUCGUUGAUGAAGACCUUGUCCAACUUCUGGCAAGACCGCAACUCGCCCAAUUUCACACCCCUGGAGUAUCCCAUGCAACCGUUUGAGCAUGUGUUCCAUUACUCGCAGAUCAUUGUGCGUGAGGACGAGCCCAGUUCUAUUAUCGCCUUGACGUUGAGUUCGCCCCAGUACGUUGACAAACUCAAGGGUAUCUUCCGCGGUGAUUCGACCGAUGCCGACAAUAGCAACAACGCGACUGCCCCAAUGUCGACAUCAGGAACAGCAACUCCCGCAGAGGAACCAGGAUCAUACGAUAGCAACGGGAACAGUCUGAUGUCGUCGGCGUCUGCGACUGAGGGCAUUUAUGAAGACAUUCAGGUCUUUGACGACUCGCUGCUUUCUGAGCCUGGAACCCACAUGAAAUUCCCGUUCUUGGAUGGAUCGACCAUGCUUUAUUGCAAGAUCUUUUACAUGGAGCAGUUCCACGCAUUGCGCAAAGCAGCAGGGUGUGAAUACUCAUACAUCCAGUCGUUGGCAAGGUGCAUGAAGUGGGACACGACGGGUGGUAAAUCGGGAUCGUCCUUCCUGAAGACCCGUGACGAUCGGUUCAUUAUGAAGCAGCUGUCCAAGAUCGAACUGGAGGCGUUCAUCAAGUUUGCCCCGCACUACUUCCGCUACAUGCAAGAGGCCAUCUACCACAAGCAACCGACGGUUCUGGCCAAGAUUUUUGGAUUUUAUCGUGUAGGCUAUAAGCAUGGAGCGCUGGGUCGUUCGAUGAACAUGGACGUGCUGAUCAUGGAGAACCUGUUCUACGACCGCAAGAACCUUCAGGUCUACGACUUGAAGGGGUCUCGCAGGAACCGAUUUGUGCAACCCUCAGGGAAGGAGAACGAGGUGCUGUUGGACGAGAACUUUAUCGAGUACAUGUCCGAGUCGCCGUUCUUUAUCCGCGAGCACGCUAAGAUGCAACUGAACCAGUCCUUGGUCAAUGAUUCCCAGUUCUUGCAGCGGUUUAAUAUCAUGGACUAUUCGCUUCUGGUAGCGAUUGCGGAUGACAAGAAAGAGUUGUUGGUGGGCAUUGUGGACUUUAUUCGACCGUUUACGUGGGACAAGAAGUUGGAGUCGUGGGUCAAGGAUGCGGUGGGGUCCAAGGAGCCGACGAUUGUUUCACCUGCACAGUAUAAGAAGCGGUUCCGGUCGGCGAUGAAUCGGCAUUUGGAUAUGGUUCCUGACAGGUGGUUUGGGAUUGAGACGUAUUUUGUGGACUCGACGGUGCAUCGGUCGAUUGGGCGGUCGCAACAAUACCAGUUGAUCAAGGACACUGAGCAGGAGUAUGAUCGGCAGCAGCAGCAACAACAACAGCAGCAGAAGGAGUUGGGACCUGAGGGAUAUGAGCAGCAGAAGAAGCAAGGGCAGAUGCAGUUGCACCAGCAUCACCAGUACUCGUAUGAACAGCAGCGACAGCAGGCGAACCGACAGGGGAAAGGACCGUCGCGAGGAGGAGGACCGGAGAUAUCUCAACAGCAUGCCCACCGACACGGAGAUCAUACUCACUACCACCAGCACCACCAGCACCACCAUUCGCGGUAUAGCACUAGUCUUUUGACGGAUGAGCGUGACGGAAGUGGGCUCUCGUCUCGACCCUCUAGCUCCAUAGUCAAUUGA
Molecule: messenger RNA, 7326 nt
Organism: Linnemannia hyalina
Lineage: Eukaryota; Fungi; Mortierellomycota; Mortierellomycetes; Mortierellales; Mortierellaceae
Source: the annotation of a GenBank genome assembly